UCUCAGAGAAACAGAGUAGACAGUAGAGAGGAUCGGCCCAUGCAUCUCUGUCUGCUUGUCUAUUAUAUUUAAACACCUGCGAAAAACCGGGUUGUAAAGAGCACGCGAGGAGCCUCGACCAAACCACGUGAUCAAAUGCGGAAACUGUUCAAUCGAGAAUAGUGUAGCGGAGAAAAGGCAAGAGGGGAGUGCAGGUCCGUGUGUGUUCUGAGCUGCUGCUGGUAUUAGCUGGACCCUCCGUACCGAGCAACACGUCCACAGACGGACGGACUACGGUGUCGGUUGUUUGUACAGUUCAAUGCACGAGAGUCCUCUGCGGUGAACAGAAGUAAGGGUUGUUCUGAGGUCAGACUGCUGAGAUGACAAGGCUGUGACAGUGUGUGUCCAAGUGUGUCGGUACUGGACCCAUUCCUGUGACAUGGCUGCAGCUAAGAAGAGUUGUGCGAAGGCAGGAGGCGUGCGCUUCUCAGAGGAAUCCGCCGGCGCCACGUCUCAUGUUCACUUCGACGAAAAGCUGCAUGACUCCGUCGUCAUGGUGACUCCGGAGGAUGACGGCAACUUUAUGGUCAAGGUUGGCUUCCUAAAGACGCAGCACCGGUAUGAAAUAGUGUUCACCUUGCCCGAGGUCCCAGCUCUGGGGAAGGACGUGUGUCCAUCACCAGUGCCCAGUCCACACCUCCGGAUCACUGAUAUCACACCGGCCACAGAGGGAGGUCUGAAGGUGACGUGCGAGUACGUGGCCCAGCAGGAGGGAGUUCUGUGUGAGGAGGUGCUGCUGCUGAGCGAGACCAACGAGGACGUCUGCAUUAAAGUCAAAGUUCACGCCAGAGUCAUGGAUCGUCACCACGGGACACCCAUGCUGCUGGAGGGAGUCCGCUGCAUCGGGGUGGAGUUGGAGUACGACUCUGAACAGAGCGACUGGCAAGGAUUCGACUAAAUGCUCCCCUUACACCAGAUAUACACACACAUAUGCACAAACACACACAUGCUAAAAGUGCACAAACGCACACACCAAAUGUAUACACACAAAUAAUUUAGUGCCACGCAAUGUACACAUUUCAAGUGUUCAGUGUUGCAUUCAGAGGAAAUUGGAUAUUUGCGUAAUGAGAACAUUUACAUAAUAAAAUAAAAAUUCCCAUCUG
This is a messenger RNA of Cottoperca gobio, 1142 nucleotides long. RefSeq names its product adipose secreted signaling protein b (gene adisspb). Bases 419 to 937 code for a protein of 172 amino acids. Lineage: Eukaryota; Metazoa; Chordata; Actinopteri; Perciformes; Bovichtidae. The record is from RefSeq and is a predicted model, not a curated record. The transcript has 6 exons.